Chlorella variabilis is the source of this 5041-nucleotide messenger RNA. RefSeq lists its product as hypothetical. Gene Ontology annotation, biological process: regulation of ARF protein signal transduction. Gene Ontology annotation, cellular component: trans-Golgi network. The coding region runs from base 1 to 4917 and encodes 1638 amino acids. Lineage: Eukaryota; Viridiplantae; Chlorophyta; Trebouxiophyceae; Chlorellales; Chlorellaceae. The transcript is spliced from 26 exons. The record is from RefSeq and is a predicted model, not a curated record. Gene Ontology annotation, molecular function: guanyl-nucleotide exchange factor activity.
AUGCGCUGCUGCUGCCGGCCACCUUGCGAUCGCGCCGCAUGUUGCCUGCCUGCUGCCCGCCUGCAGGCGCAGGCGGUGGAGCUGUCGUGCCGGUGCGACGACGUGAGCGACGAUGCGGUGGAGCUGCGCCUGCUCAAGGCGCUGCUGACGGCGGUGACGUCCACCACCCUGGCGGUGCACGGCCAGGCGCUGCUGCUGGUGGUGCGCGCCUGCUACAACAUCUUCCUCACCUCGCGCUCAGACGUCAACCAGGCCACCGCCAAGGCCACGCUCACCCAGAUGCUCAACGUGGUGUUCCAGCGCAUGGAGGCGGGGUCGUGCCACGUGGUGGUGCCGCCCAUCGUGGUCUCCGACCUGCUGGGCCUGCCCCCCGCCGACGCCUCCAACAUGUCCGCCUUUGUGCAGCAGUUCCUGUACGACGUCAUCACCACGGUGGACCCCUUUGGCACCCCGGCAGCCGAGCAGGCCGAGCAGGCCGGCGCGGCGGCGGCGCCCGCGGUCAACGGCGGCGCCUCGCUGGCCGUGUCCAGCGGGGCGCUGGGGGAGGCGGGGUAUGCGGGCAGCGCCACCUCCGACAUCACCUCUGCCACCGCGGCGCUGGCGCUGAGCGAGGCCCACGGCGGCGGCGGCAGCGCCAAGCCGCUGACCAUGCCCGCGCAGCUGCAGAAGGACGCCUUCCUGGUGUUCCGCGCCCUGUGCAAGCUGUCCAUCCGCAGCAGCGACGCGUCGCCGGGCAGCGAAAUCACGACCAUCCGCGGCAAGGUGCUGGCUCUGGAGCUGCUGAAGAUCCUGCUGGAGAACAGCGGGCCACUGUUCCGCUCCAGCGAGCGCUUUGUGUCGGCCAUCAAGCAGUACCUGUGCCUCAGCCUGCUGAAGAACUGCCAGUCGGCGGUGCCCGCCUCGCUGCGCCUCUGCUGCUCCAUCUUCCUCACCCUCAUGACAAAGUUCCGCAAGAACCUGAAGGCCGAGAUAGGCGUCUUCUUCCCCAUGAUACUGCUGCGCCCCAUCGAGCCAGCGGCGGUGGUGCUGCGCUGCCUGCAGGCGCAGUGCGAGGACGGCCAGCUGCUGGUCGACCUGUUUGUCAACUACGACUGCGACCUGGAGGGGGCCAACCUGUUUGAGCGCAUGGUGACCGCGCUGGUGCGCAUCGCGCAGGGCAGCCUGGCGCACGACGCGGGGGCGGGGGCGGCGGCGCCCCUGGAGGAGCAGGCCAUCCGAUACGAGGCGCUGCGCUGCCUGGUGUCGCUGCUCAAGUCCAUGGCCGCCUGGCACAGCAGCACCACCGCGGCGGCGGUGGUGCCCGACGAGAGCAUGCUCAAGUCGGUGUGGCUGGCCAAGAUGGCUGAGAGCGGGGUGGCUGCCGGCGCCGGCGACAGCGCCCCCGGCGGCGGCGAGGGCGACCAGCGGCAGGCUGCGCUGCUGGAGAGCUGGAAGGGGUACAAGCGGCAGUUCCAGCAGGGCGUGGCGCUGUUCAACCAGAAGCCCAAGAAGGGGGUGGGGUAUAUGCAGGAGCAGGGGCUGGUGGGCAAGGCGCCCGACGACGUGGCCCAGUUCCUGGCGCGCACCUCGGGGCUCAACAAGACGCUGAUUGGCGACUACCUGGGCGAGCGCGACGACUUCAACCUGGGCGUCAUGCACUGCUACGUGGAUGCGCUGGACUUUGCGGGCAUGGAGUUUGACGAGGCCAUCAGCAGGCAGUUCCUGUCUGGCUUCCGCCUGCCGGGCGAGGCCCAGAAGAUCGACCGGCUGAUGGAGAAGUUUGCCGAGCGCUUCCUGUCGUGCAACCCCGAGUCGUUCAAGUCUGCUGACGUGGCGUACGUGCUGGCCUAUUCAGUCAUCAUGCUCAACACAGACGCACACAACAACCAGGUCAAGAACAAGAUGUCCAAGGCCGACUUCCUGCGCAACAACCGCGGCAUCAACGACGGAGGCGACCUGGCGCAGGAGUGUAUGGAGGCGCUGUACGACCGCAUCAUCCACAACGAGAUCAAGAUGAAGGACGACCCCAUGGCGCUGAGCGGCGCCGACGCGGCCAAGGCGGCGGCGGCGGCGGCGGCCGGCGUGGGCUGGCUGGACACAAUCAUGAACCUGAUCCCCGGCCGCGCCAAGGCGGCGUCGGCGGAGCCAAACGACGAGGCCAUCCGCCGCACGCACGAGCACCUCAGGCGCAAGGCCAAGGGGGUGACGUUCUUCGAGGCGCGCGACGGCGAGGCCAUCCGCCCCAUGCUGGACGUCGCCUGGGCGCCGCUGCUGGGCGCCUUCAGCGUGCUGUUUGAGGAGUACGACGACGAGUACUUUGUGGGGCUGUGCCUGGAGGGGUUCGUCAGCUCCGUGUGGCUGACGUCUGUGCUGGAUGUGGAGAUGCUGCGCAGCACCUUUGUCACCUCGCUGGCCCGCUUCACCAUGCUGCACUCCCCAGCAUCCAUGAGGCUCAAGCACGCCCGCGCCUUCAGGGCGCUGCUGAUUGUGGCGGAGCAGAACGGCAACCACCUGCGCGAGUGCUGGACCGAGGUGCUGCGCUGCGUGUCGCGCUUCGAGCUGCUGCAGCAGCUGACGGCGGGCGUGCCCACCGACGCGCUGCUGUUUGCCAUGCCCGUCGACAAGCAUGGCGGGUCGGCGGCCGACAAGCUGAAGCGGUGUAUCAUGCCGCGGCGCAAGGCGGGCGAGGAGGAGGGAGGGCUGGCGCACGACUCUGUCUCCUCCUCUAUCCAGAGCAUGGGCCUGCACGCAAGUGAGCCUGGGGUGGACAAGAAGCACCUGCCCCCCGCCGACGUGAUGGCCAGCGUGGAUGUGCAGGAGCUGAACCGCCUGUUUGUGAACAGCGGGCGGCUGGACAGCGAGGCCAUUGUGCACUUUGUGAAGACGCUGGGGGCGGUGGCGCAGGAGGAGCUCAGGCCCGUGGCCUGCCCCCGCGUCUUCAGCCUCACCAAGAUUGUGGAGUGCGCGCACUUCAACAUGGGCCGCAUCAGGCUGGUGUGGAGCCGCAUCUGGGCCGUGCUGGCCGACUUCUUCAUCGAGGUGGGGUGCCACGCCAACCUGGCGGUGGCCAUGUACGCGGUGGACAGCCUGCGCCAGUUGGCCAUGAAGUUCCUGGAGAGGGACGAGCUGGCCAACUUCUCGUUCCAGAACGACUUCCUGCGCCCGUUUGUGGUGGUGAUGCGGCACAGCCGGGCGGUGGAGAUCCGGGAGCUGAUCAUCCGGUGCGUCAGCCAGAUGGUGCUGGCGCGGGUGGCCAACGUGAAGAGCGGGUGGAAGUCGAUGUUCAUGGUGUUCACCACCGCCGCCAGCGACGAGAGCCCCCAGAUUGUGCGGCUGGCGUUCGACACGGUGGAGAAGAUUGUGAGGGAGCAUUUCCACUACAUCACAGGCACGCGCGCCUGCCGAGGCAGGGGGUGGCAGACGGAGACCACCACCUUCACCGACUGCGUCAACUGCCUCAUCGCCUUCACCAACAACCCCCACUCACUGGAUGUCUCCCUCAACGCCAUCGCCUUUUUGCGCUUCUGCGCCAUGGCGCUGGCGGAGGGAGACAUCGGCGACCUGUCCCCGGGGUCGGCGGCGGCGGCGCACGGCGGGCGCGGCGGCGGCGGGCGCAUCCGCUUCACCGACAAGGACGAGCACAUGUAUUUUUGGUUCCCGCUGCUGGCGGGGCUCAGCGAGCUCACUUUCGACCCACGGCCAGAGAUCAGGUACAGCUCGCUGGAGGUACUGUUUGAUAUCUUGAAGUACCAUGGCGCCACCUUCUCGCCCCAGUUCUGGCUGCGCGUCUUUGACUCUGUGCUGCUGCCCAUCUUUGACCACGUGCGCGCCGAAGUGACCGACACCACCACCUUCACCGACGACAAGCGGCGCGCGGAGGUGGACUCCUGGCUGUACGACACCUGCACCCGCACCCUGCAGCACAUCGUGGACAUCGUGGUGCAGUACUACGCGGCGGUGUCGGCCCUGCUGGAGCGCAUCCUAGAGCUGCUGCUGGGCUUUGUGCGGCGCACGCACCAGGCGCUGGCGGGGGUGGGGGUGGCGGCGCUGGUGCGCCUCAUCGUGGCGGCGGGGCCCCACCUGGAUGACGACACGUGGAUGAUGAUGCUGCGUGCGCUGUCCACCGCCACCGGGGACACGCUGCCAAAUUUUGGCGUGCAGAGCCCGCCCGCGGCGGCGGCGCGCGGCGGCGGCGCCACCCCCGGCGGCAGCCCCCGCCGCCACAUCGACCGCCGCCCCAGCCUGUUUUCUCUGGGGGAGGGCGCCGGGGCGCGGCGGCUGGCUGAGGUUCACGUGCGAGCGGGCAUCCAGCUGCUGCUGGUGCAGGCGUGCAGCGAGGUGUACACGCAGCACUCGCGCGCCAUGCCUGCCCCCGCCGCCGUGCUGCUGCUGGACACGCUCAAGGGCAUCGCCAGCCACGCGGCGGCGGUGGACGCGGACGCGGGGCUGCGGCACUCGCUGCUGCUGGCGCAGGCGGCGGACAAGCGCUCCCUGGGCGACCCCCCGCUGCUGCGCCUGGAGGCUGAGGCCAGCCAGGCGUACCUGUCGGUGCUGCUGCACGUCCAGGCGGCAGCGCCCGACGCUGUGAAGCAGGCGUGCGCCGUGGAGGCGCGCCUCACCCAGCUGUGCCUGCGCAACCUGGAGCGCUUCGAGCAGCAGGAGGAGGCGGCGGAGGAGGAGGCGCGCAGCGCAGGCGAGGGCGGCGGCGUGCCUGCGGGCCUGCAGCUGCACAGCGAGGAGAACCGCACGCUGGCGCCGCUGGCGGUGGCCACGCUGCGCGCGCUGCUGGCCUUCUCCCCCGACGCCUUCCGCGCCCACCUCAAGGACUUCUUCCCCCUCCUCACAGCCCUCAUCUCCUGCGAGUACGCGCCGCCAGAGGUGCAGCGCGCGCUCAGCGAGCUGUUUGCCAAGCGCAUCGGCCCCAUGCUGGCCUCGUGACCGGGGGCGCAGCGGCGGCGGCGGCGGCGGCGUGCAGGGCCGCUAGGUGCCCUCCCUAUGUGUGCAAUGACACCCCGAGCCUAUUGGCUGGCGCUUGGACCAUUUGUAGCAACAGCAGCGGCCC